Messenger RNA from Plodia interpunctella (Indianmeal moth), 3004 nucleotides. RefSeq lists its product as uncharacterized. NCBI's taxonomy places the organism in Eukaryota, Metazoa, Arthropoda, Insecta, Lepidoptera, Pyralidae. Gene Ontology annotation, biological process: acetate metabolic process. The coding region runs from base 336 to 1772 and encodes 478 amino acids. The record is from RefSeq and is a predicted model, not a curated record. Gene Ontology annotation, cellular component: mitochondrion. The transcript has 10 exons. Gene Ontology annotation, molecular function: acetate CoA-transferase activity.
GUUUCUGAUAAUAUCUAUCUCUCUUUCUAUUCCAUUACGGAUUCGCUAGAUCUGACAGAGAUCUGAAUAAUAAUUUAACUGUCAAUGACGCAAAAAGUCGCUAGUAUUUAUACUUGUACUAGUUACCGGUACGUUGUUUCUCAGCAAUUUGACAAAUUCAAUUUUAGUUGCGGUUUAGUAGUGGUGGAUGCUAUUUGCCGCUUUUUAUAUUUUUAUAUUAAAUAUUUAUUAAGGUUUACAAGUGACGGAAUAACAUUCGAGGAAACGAUAGUGUUUGAAUAGAUAUAUAUACAAUUCUCUUUAAUUACUCCGUAAACUAAAAUUUUAUUAGCAAAAUGUCUGUGAUUGGUAAAAUUUUUCCCCAUGUAUCGAGCCGUAACUUGAGCCGAAUCAAUGCAGCCUUUUCAAGUUCUAAAUCCGAUAGAACGUACUUUACAUAUACACAAUCUUUAUCUCAACCUCUGGACAGAAAACCGGAUUUUGUGACGGCGGAACAGGCUUUUGAAAAAUGCCUGAAGUCUGGUCAGACGGUGUACUCACAAGGCGCGGCGGCGACUCCCGCGCCGCUUCUCGACGCGAUGACGAAGGUCGGCGUCAAGCAGUCGUUGAAGGACAUCAAGGUGGUACACAUGCAUACCGAAAAAGAGGCUGCAUAUGUGGCGCCCGAGUGCAAGGACAUUUUUAGGUCGUGUUCCCUGUUCAUGGGAGCGAACGUCCGCAAGUCAGUGGCGGAGGGCCGCUCUGACGCCAUCCCCAUCUUCCUGCAGGACAUCCCCAAGCUGUUCCACAGGAAGAUCAUCCGUCCCGACAUCUCUGUCAUACAGGUGUCGCCCCCUGACGAGCACGGCUACUGCAGUCUCGGCACGUCAGUGGACUGCGUGCGCGCGGCUCUGGUCAACUCUGAGACCAUCAUUGCCCAAGUGAACGUAAACAUGCCUCGCACAUUCGGCGAUGCGAUCAUUCAUAUGUCCCACAUAGACUACGCUGUAGAGGACAACACUCCAUUACCUGAUCACGGUUCUAAACCGCCUUCACCUGAGGAGGAGAAGAUUGGUCAAUUGAUUGGUGACAAUCUGGUCGAUGAUGGAGCUACGCUUCAAAUGGGCAUCGGCAGUAUACCGGACGCUGUGUUGUCAGCGCUGAAGAACCACAAAGACCUCGGGAUCCACUCGGAGAUGUUCAGCGUCGGGGUCAUCGACCUGGUCAAGCGGGGUUGCGUCACGAACAACUUGAAGAAGACGCACAAAGGCCGCAUCGUGGGCAGCUUCCUGGUCGGCAACAGGGACCUGUACGAUUUUGUUGACAACAAUCCUUUCGUCGAAAUGUUGGAGAUAGACUACGUGAACAACACACACAUAAUAUCGUUGCAGCCCAACAUGACUGCGAUCAACUCCUGCAUAGAGAUCGACCUCACCGGGCAAGUCUGUGCGGAUUCCAUCGGCACCCGCAUGUUCUCGGGCUUCGGCGGUCAGGUGGACUUCAUCCGCGGCGCGGCCGAGGCGCUGGACGGCCGCGGGAGGCCCAUCAUCGCCAUCGUGUCCAACACCAAGCGCGGCGAGAGUAAAAUUGUGCCCACGCUUAAAGUUGGCGCCGGAGUGGUGACAAGCCGCGCGCACGUGAACUACGUAGUGACCGAGCAAGGGAUAGCGAAUCUGUUCGGGAAGACGCUCCGGCAACGCGCCUACGAGUUGAUCAAGAUAGCCCACCCCGAUCACCGUGAAUCUUUGGAGAAAGCCGCAUUCGAAAGGCUCAAGUGCAUGCCAGCGCCUUAAAAUAAGCGGAUUUGGUGAUAAGCUUCUAGAAUCCUAGACUUACGAAUAUCCAAAAGUUAUAAGCAAAGAUAUCUCAAACGGGGUUUUGGGGAUAUUUUCUUUUAAGAACAUUUUUUACACAAAUGGCAAUGUCAUUAAAAAUGUAUAUUAAAAAUACACGUCAUUAAAAUUAAUGUACAGUAUUUCAAGUUAAGGAAAUAAAUGAGGGCGCUGUCUCCAGUGGGCUGGCAACACUAUCUUUAUCAACCAAUGUUGAACAUUCUAUUUGGUGUUGCAAUCACAAAAAAAUGUGAGAAGUAAUUCAUUUCGAAAACCUAAGUCAUAAGACGAUAAAAAAAUCGAAAGUAUACAUUGUUGAUCUCUUACUAAAUAACGUGAAUUUUAUGACCGAAUUUCUUGUGUAUAAUCUAUGUGUAAAUGUUGAAGUAUAUGAAAUAUUAUAUAUUUUAAAAUGAGUGUGACUUUGCUAAAUUACUUUUGAAUAUUCGUGUGUUAAGUGUAAAUGUGUUAUUCCGUUUGUGGUCAUACUUCAGCCUAAUCUCCAUUUAAUUAACGUAUAUCAACAUAAACGUCCAAUGUUGAAAAAAAUCAAAUCAAAAUAAAAAAAAACUUCUAAGAAAAUAUUCUUAGAUAAGAAUUUUCUUUUACCUUAAAAAUUGAUCAGAAGCCCACGGCCCACGUUUUCGGUUGUUUUAACAUCCGUCAACGGUUGUAUGGAGAUUUGGAGUUUCGACUUACGUCGAUGCACGUCAGUAUCAGAACCUAUGGUAAAAAAAACAACGGAGCUGCAUGACGCAACGUAACAAUGGGGCAUGGCUUUAAAUUUAUUUUUUCAUGACAUGUUUUUAUUGAAAAUGUAAUGUUGAAGUUGAUCAAAAGUGGGAUUUAUCAUGCAAUUUACUUUUUACUAGGAUUUUUUUUCAAUCGAAUAUAUCGAUAUUGUCAGCUAAUCGAGCCCUAAUUCAUUAGUAUAAGUUUUAAAAAGUAUGUAUCCAAGUAUUACUCCAUAAUGAUACGGAAUGAUAUAUGAUGAUAGUGGAAGGAGCACUUUUGUACAGAUUUUUUGUCUCACAAAUUGCUUCGUAUUGGCAAUAAAAUUAAAUCAAAUGAAGAAAUAUCAUACUUGAAUUUACUUUUUUGUGAUUCUAUUUUUUUAUUUGUAUUCAAAUCUGUACAGUAUAGAUACAAUAGUGUAUAAAUCCGAAUUUAUUGUUAAAAUUUUAAAAGAAACA